This is a messenger RNA of Rhopilema esculentum, 2068 nucleotides long. RefSeq lists its product as uncharacterized. The record is from RefSeq and is a predicted model, not a curated record. Gene Ontology annotation, cellular component: extracellular region. Gene Ontology annotation, molecular function: chitin binding. NCBI's taxonomy places the organism in Eukaryota, Metazoa, Cnidaria, Scyphozoa, Rhizostomeae, Rhizostomatidae.
UUGAAAAGUAUAAAAUGCACAGAAAGCUUUGACACUAUCAUUCGAGAGGUCGCAGCUGUAAGGUCACGGCACCAAACUCAAGAUGAAGUUGUUCAUAGCAGCCCUAGCUCUUGCUAUAAUUUUUACAGAAACACAAUCAAGCAAAGUCUACAGAUACGACUGCAAAAAGGCUGGCUACUAUCCAUUGCCAAAGAACUGUCACUACUAUAUCCAAUGUGACGACAACGGAAAUGGAAUCAAAAUGCCAUGCGCACCAGGAACGGUCUGGAGCCAAAAGCUUUGCACAUGCGUACACAAGGCCUACGGUUGCAAUAGCUACGAUAACAAAGGUUACUGCCCAGCGUUCAAAUAUUACAAGAAGGGCUAUAAACAUGUAGCACAUGGCAGACAUGGACAAGGCAAGGGUUGCGUUGGAAGACAUUGUGGUGAACACGGCAAGCCUUAUGGCAAACCUUACGUCAAACCUUACGUCAAACCUUAUGGCAAAGGUUGCGUCGGAAAACAUUGUGAUGGACACAGCCAUGGUUGCGUUGGAAGACAUUGUGGUGAACACGGCAAGCCUUAUGGUAAACCUUACGUCAAACCUUACGGCAAGCCUUAUGGCAAAGGUUGCGUCGGAAGACAUUGUGAUGGACACAGCCAUGGUUGCGUUGGAAGACAUUGUGGUGAACACGGCAAGCCUUAUGGUAAACCUUACGUCAAACCUUACGUCAAACCUUACGGCAAGCCUUAUGGCAAAGGUUGCGUCGGAAGACAUUGUGGUGGACACGGCCAUGGUUGCAUUGGAAGACAUUGUGGUGGGUACGGCAAACCUUACGGCAAACCUUACGUCAAACCUUACGGCAAAGGUUGCGUUGGAAGACAUUGUGGUGAACACGGCAAGCCUUAUGGCAAAGGUUGCGUCGGAAGACAUUGUGAUGGACACGGCCAUGGCAAACCUUAUGGCAAAGGUUGCGUCGGAAGACAUUGUGGUGGACACGGCAAGCCUUAUGGCAAAGGUUGCGUCGGAAGACAUUGUGAUGGAUAUGGCAAACCUUACGGCAAACCUUACGGCAAACCUUAUGGCAAAGGUUGCGUCGGAAGACAUUGUGAUGGACACGGCAAGCCUUAUGGCAAAGGUUGCGUCGGAAGACAUUGUGAUGGACACGGCCAUGGUUGCGUUGGAAAACAUUGUGGUGGAUAUGGCAAGCCUUAUGGUAAACCUUACGUCAAACCUUACGGCAAAGGCUGCGUUGGAAGACAUUGUGGUGGAUAUGGCAAACCUUACGGCAAACCUUACGGCAAACCUUAUGGCAAAGGUUGCGUCGGAAAACACUGUGAUGGACACGGCCAUGGCUGCGUUGGAAGACAUUGUGGUGAACACGGCAAGCCUUAUGGCAAGCCUUACGGCAAACCUUAUGGCAAAGGUUGCGUCGGAAGACAUUGUGCUGGACACGGCCAUGGACACGGCAAAGGUUGCGUUGGAAGAAAUUGUGGUGGACACGGCAAACCAUACGGCAAAGGUUGCAUCGGAAGACACUGUGAUGGACACGGCAAGCCAUACAGUCAUGGUGGGUACGGAAAGCCUAAUUAUGGUGGACACGACAUGCUUCAUGACAGUGGGAAGAAAGACGAUGUUGGAUACGGCGGUGGAUACGGCGGUGGAUACGGCGGUGGAUAUGGCGGUGUACAUGGCGGUUACCGUCGUGGCAAACCAAUCUACGACUAUGAUUGCAAGAAGGCUGGUUACUUCCCAAGCCCAAAGAGCUGUCACAAGUUUAUCCAGUGUGACGAUUUUGGAAAUGCCUUCAUGUUCUACUGCCCCAAAGGGACCGCCUGGGACCAGGAUAAGUGCAGUUGCGACCAUGUGUCCAAUUACCCCAAAUGUGGAGCAUACUACUACAAGCAUGGAUAUUCUAACAACUGUUUGGUUGGAUCUUAUAGCAGCUAAAGACGUUGGUAAACUAAAUAGGAGAUGAUGAAUCAAUCGAAAGAAAACUUUUGGGGACAAACUUUAAUUACUUUUGUAAAAUAAAGGCUGGAAAAUUUGAUUAAUUAAUUUAUAUUUAACAAUCCGUUUUCGUAAAAA